Messenger RNA from Tetrahymena thermophila SB210, 2667 nucleotides. Its product is annotated as ATP-dependent metalloprotease FtsH. Gene Ontology annotation, biological process: mitochondrial protein processing; protein-containing complex assembly. NCBI's taxonomy places the organism in Eukaryota, Ciliophora, Oligohymenophorea, Hymenostomatida, Tetrahymenidae. Gene Ontology annotation, cellular component: m-AAA complex; membrane. The transcript has 11 exons. The record is from RefSeq and is a predicted model, not a curated record. Gene Ontology annotation, molecular function: ATP-dependent peptidase activity; ATP hydrolysis activity; zinc ion binding.
AUGUUAUCUAGAGGUGUUAAAAAUCUCAUUUCACUCCAAAAAUCUUACUUGCAAUCCAAAAAUUUUAUUGGAUUGACUUUAAGAAACAAAUAUUACUUUAGGAAUAACAACAAUGAUGAAGGCGAAGAUAGAGCUCCAGAAGGGUUUGAGAAGUUCAAAAGAAGGUCUAAAAAGAAAGCUGAUUAGUCUUAAGGUGAAUAGACUGUUGAAUAGCUUGAAAAGGAAAAUAGAAAAGAUAAAGAAGAAGUUGAAGAAACAGAAGAUGUAAGCGCUUCAAAGUAGAAAUAGGUUAAUGAAGAAGAUGAUGACCCUUUCAAGAAAUUCAAUAGAAAAAGCAAUAAUGAUAAGUAGUCAUCUAAAUCUAGCAAGUAAAGUGUAGAGAAAAAGGAAGAAUCUUCUACAGAAAGCAAACAAUAAGAUAACUAGGAAGUUAAUAAAGAUGAAAGUGAUAAAAAUAAGAAAGAUUGGUCAUUUACAUAUAGUCCUAAAAUCUUUGGAUUCGAAGACAAAAAUUCAAAAAAGAAAGAUGAGUAAAAAAAUAAAUAAGAAGAAAAUCAAAAUGAAAAGAAAGAUGAUGAAAAAGAAGAUCACAAUGAGCAUGAAAAUAAGCGUAAAAAUGAAGAUUCUUCAUAAUCUGAAUUUGCCAAAAAGUUUAAAGAAUUCUGGAAUAGUGGAAACAAUAAAAAAUAUAUCAGUGCAGCUAUUGCUAUUUCUAUCUUAGGACCUUCUCUCUAUUAUUAAUACGAAACUCAACAAUAUAUAUCUUAUACUGAAUUCUAUAAAAAUUAUCUUCAAACUGAUAAUGUUAGAUCUAUCGCUAUAUAAAGAUUACCAAUUGGAAACAAUUUGAAAACUUAUGCUAAAAUUGUAACUAAGGAUGGAUCAGUUAAAAAAAUUGUUUUAGGAAAUGUUGAUCACUUCCUUGAAUAGGUUGAAUAAUACCAAGUCGAAAAAGGAAGAGAUAUUGAAACUCUCAUUCCUAUUUCAUUUGAAUACCUUGUCGAUUUAAAUAAAACACUUGAUUAUUCUUUCUCAUGGUUAUCCACUAUGGCAACUAUUGCAAUCGGUUACCUCUUCUACAAAUCCAUGAAGAGCGGUCUUGGAAGUAUGAAGGGUGGUGGCGGUGGCUAAGAUAUCUUUGGUAUGGGUAAAUCAAAUGUUAAAGUUUUUGGUAUUGAUUCUAAGGUAACAACCAGAUUUAAAGAUGUUGCUGGCCAAGAUGAAGCUAAAUAAGAAAUUUAAGAAUUUGUUGAUUUCUUGAAAAAACCUGCUAAGUAUAAAGCUAUCGGUGCUAAGCUUCCUAAGGGUGCUCUCUUGACUGGUCCACCUGGUACUGGUAAAACUCUUCUUGCUAAAGCUUGUGCUGGUGAAGCAGGAGUUCCUUUCUUUUUCAUUUCAGGUUCUGAUUUCGUUGAAAUGUUCGUCGGUGUUGGUGCUUCUCGUGUGAGAGAUUUAUUCAAAUAAGCUAAGCAAUAAUCACCAUCUAUUAUCUUUAUUGAUGAAAUCGAUGCUGUUGGUCGUAAGAGAGAAAACAAGAUGGGUGGUAAUGAUGAAAGAGAUAACACCUUAAAUCAACUUUUGGUUGAAAUGGAUGGUUUCGGUACUGAUGCAAAUGUCAUAGUCCUUGCUGCUACAAAUAGAAAAGAAUUACUUGAUCCUGCCCUUACUCGUCCAGGUCGUUUCGAUAGAACUAUUGAAGUAACAAAUCCCGAUAUUGAUGGUCGUAAAUAGAUUUUCAUGGUCCACUUAAAACCCUUGAAGCUUCAUCCUUCUAAAACUAUGGAAGAAUAUGCUAAACGUCUUGCUACUCUUACUCCUGGUUUUAGUGGUGCUGACAUUAUGAAUUUAUGUAAUGAAGCUGCUAUCAUGGCUGCUAGAAAAAAUAAAAAAUUUAUUGAAUCAAUUGACUUUGAAUUAGCUUCUGAAAGAGUUAUUGCUGGUUUAGAAAAGAAGAGAAUUGUUUCAGAAGAAGAAAGAAAAAUUGUUGCUGUUCAUGAAUCAGGUCAUGCUGUAACAUCAUGGUUCUUAGAAGGUGGUCAUCCUUUACUUAAACUUACAAUCAUACCAAGAACAAAGGGUUCUUUAGGUUUUGCUUAGUAUUUACCAAACGAAAGCAGUCUUGAAUCAAAAGAAGAAUUAUUAGAUAGAUUAUGCACUAUCCUUGGUGGUAGAUGUGCUGAAGAAGAGUUCUUUGGUAAGAUCACUACUGGUGCUUAUGAUGAUUUGAAAAGAGCCUAUGAAUUAUGUCAUGCUCUUGUAACAAAAUACGGUAUGAGUGAAAAGCUUGGUUAUGUAGGUUACAUUGAAAACGAUUACAGCAAGACUUAUUCUGAUUAGACAAAUACAUUAAUUGAUGAGGAAAUUAAGAGACUGAUUGACGAAGCUACCUAAAGAACAAGAGAUCUCAUUAAGAAAUAUAGAUCUUAAAUCGAAGGGUUAUCAAGUGCUUUGUUAGAAAAGGAAACAUUAGAUUUGAGAUAAAUUUCAACUAUUUUGGGUGAAAGACCUUUCCCUCCCAAGUCAAAUUACAAAGCUUAUUUAGAAUUAUAAGUUUAAGAUGAUGCCGAAAAGGUGCAAGAGUAGGCUGAAUCCACUAUUGAGGGUGAAUCAAACACUCAUGAAAAUAAAGAAAAGGAAAAUGCCUCAGCUGAAAAAGCUUCUCAAUGA